AUCAACAAAACAGCAAAGUUAGAGAUAGAAAGAGAAAGAUAGAGCACUAAUUUGUUUGAUGAGUGGGACUAUGGCUUUUCUCUACUCUUUAGCUCAUCAUGAUAUGAUGUAAUUUUCAUUUGGUUUUUGUUUUUUUUUUUUUGUUUUGUUUUGGGUCUAUUUCUAUCCAUUUUCUUAAGAAAGGUUGCAUCAAUUUGAGUGGAUAUGUAAUGUUAUAAUGAAAAUAAAAUAAAUAAAUGGAUAGGGAAAGAGAGAUAAUGGGGAAAAUUCCAUAUCCAUUUUUACCACUCUAUUGCUUAUACUAAGUCCCUCUUUUCUUCUCUUUUCUCUUCUCUUCAGCUUCUUCCAUGAGUUCAUUCUUUGUUGGUUUUCCCUCUUCUUCUUCUUCUCAAACUUCUACUGCUAUUUUUAAUCUUUUGAAUGUGUUUCUGCUCUAUAGAUCUUUGCAGGUUGGUUAUCUCAAGGGUCAAACAUUGAUACCCACAUGAUUGAAAUGCUUGUUUUCUCUGGUUUUUGAUGACUUGGGUGUUAUUGGAUUGGAUUCAUUUGCUGUGUUUUGGGGUCUUUUUUCUGAUGAACUAAGUUUGGGAAUCUUUUAAGGGUUCUGUUUGGACCAAUUCCUUGUUCUGGGUUUUGGUGGGCAGCUACAGGAUAAAAACCAAAUUCUGUUUUUUUUUUUUUUUUUUUUAAGUAUUAGAAAUUGAGAAUCUUAGGAUUCUUUUCUGGCUUCUUUUUUGUAGGUAUGUGAAUUUCUUAUCCCUUAAUCAAAAGAAAUUUUUGGCUCUUACUAUAGCGUUCUUGUUUUCAACUCAUCUGGUUUGGCUGGGUGGAUAAGAAAGCAUCUUCUUUGCCAUACCUUUGAAAUCAUUUUCAAUCUGUAGUUGGGUUUUUUUUUUCCUCUUUCAUUUUUACACUUCUUCUUCUCUUCAUCACCAUCAUCCUUGAUUGUUUUUUCCCCAUGUCUAAGUGUUGGGUUUAAUUAGACAUUUUCCUGUAGAUUUGAUAGUGGGUCUCUCUUCUCUCUCUCUUUCUAAAACUUCUAACUGAGUUUAAGAAAGAGGUCAGACCCAGACCCACCUCACGUUGGUCACUUUGUCUAGUUUAACUUGUGUCGGCUACUGAAUUGGGUGAGAUUUUCUUCAUGUAUUUGGGGUUUAGCUCAAAGUUAGGGCAUCUAUUUUUGAUGCUUAUGUUUAUGAGAAGUAGUAGUUGUUUAUAUGGUUGAUUAGAUUUCUUCCAUGAACUGGUUCUUUAAUGGUGGAGUUAUGGAAACUAAGGCUGGUUUGCUUGGUGAGGGUGGGAAGAUAUGGCUCCAAUUGUGGGAGACUAUCAUUGGGAAUUGUUGCAAUAUACAUCACCAAUACUACCAGUAUAUUGGAUCCAAGAAAGUCAGAAAAAUAUGGUGGAGAAGGGUUUUGGUGGCUUGGGUUCUUGGUUCUACUCUUGCUUCUUUAUGGAUCUUCCAUUACAUGAGCUCCCAAGCUACAGAGAAGAGGAAAGAAGCCUUGGGAAGUAUGUGUGAUGAGAGGGCUAGGAUGCUUCAAGACCAGUUUAAUGUUAGCAUGAAUCAUAUUCAGGCAAUGUCCAUCCUCAUCUCCACCUUUCAUCAUGGCAAAAACCCAUCUGCUAUAGAUCAGAGGACCUUUGCGAGGUACACAGAAAGAACUGCGUUUGAGAGGCCUCUUACCAGUGGUGUGGCGUAUGCGGUAAGGGUGCUUCAUUCUGAAAGAGAACAUUUUGAGAAGCAACAAGGCUGGACAAUUAAAAGGAUGGACAAAAUCGAACAAAGUCCGGUUCACGAAGAUGACUAUGCUCCAGAAGAUCUGGAGCCAUCACCCACCCAAGACGAAUAUGCUCCUGUAAUCUUCGCACAGGAUACAAUUUCUCAUGUUGUUUCUCUCGAUAUGCUGUCGGGAGUGGAAGACCGUAAGAAUGUAUUACGUGCUAGAGCAUCAGGAAAGGGAGUCUUAACUGCUCCAUUCAGGUUAAUCAAAACAAAUCGUCUAGGGGUAAUACUUACAUUUGCGGUCUACAAAAGAGAUCUUCCCUCAAAUGCCACUCCAAAUGAGAGGAUUCAAGCUACAGAUGGGUAUCUUGGCGGAGUUUUUGAUAUCGAGUCGCUGGUGGAGAAGUUACUUCAACAGCUCGCAAGCAACCAAACCAUCCUAGUGAAUGUUUAUGAUACCACUAACCAGUCACAUCCAAUCAGUAUGUAUGGUAAAGUUGUAUCAGAAGAUGGGUUGCAGCAUGUUAGCCCCCUUAACUUUGGGGAUCCAGACAGGAAGCAUGAGAUGCGAUGCAGAUUCAAACAAAAACAACCUUGGCCAUGGUUGGCAAUGACAACUUCAAUUGGCAUACUCAUUAUUGCAUUGCUUGUGGUGUAUAUAUUCCAUGCAACUUUGAACCGAAUCGCCAAAGUGGAGGAUGAUUAUCAUGAGAUGAUGGUACUCAAGAAACGGGCAGAAGAUGCUGAUAUUGCCAAAUCCCAGUUCCUUGCAACUGUUUCCCAUGAGAUCAGAACCCCAAUGAACGGUGUUCUAGGAAUGUUGCAUUUGCUUAUGGACACAGACUUAGAUGUGACUCAACAAGAUUAUGUUAAAACUGCACAAGACAGUGGAAAAGCUUUGGUAUCAUUAAUAAACGAGGUUUUGGAUCAGGCAAAAAUUGAAUCUGGAAAGCUCGAGCUUGAAGCUAUACCGUUUGAUCUGCGAGCAAUUUUGGAUGAUAUUUUAUCACUCUUUUCUGGGAAAUCUCAAGAAAAAGGACUGGAGCUGGCAGUUUACAUUUCAGAUAGUGUUCCUGAGACGCUUAUUGGUGAUCCUGGAAGGUUUAGGCAAAUCAUCACUAAUCUAGUGGGAAACUCAAUCAAGUUCACGGAGAAAGGACACAUAUUUGUCACUGUUAAUCUCGUCAAGGAGGUUAUGGAAUCAAUCAAUCUUGAGAUCGAGUCGUCAACAAAUAGCACCUUGAGUGGCUAUCCUAUCGCCAAUAGAUGUCUUAGCUGGGCAGGAUUUCGAACGUUCAGUCAAGAGGGACCCACUACUUGUCAUUUCAUGCCAUCUCCACCAGACCUUAUUAACCUCAUGGUAUCCGUGGAAGAUACGGGUGUUGGUAUUCCACUAGAAGCCCAGUCACGCAUUUUCACUCCCUUCAUGCAGGUUCGACCAUCCAUCUCUAGAACUCAUGGGGGAACGGGUAUUGGGCUAAGUAUUAGCAAAUGUUUGGUUGGCCUCAUGAAGGGGGAGAUUGGUUUUGUGAGUGUACCUAAGGUUGGCUCUACCUUCACAUUCACUGCGGUUUUCACAAAAGGUUCUUCCAAUUCAAGUGAGUAUAACAAAACCCAACAGAUUAAGAACACUUCCAUUACUGCAACCUCAGAAUUUAAGGGUAUGAGAGCAUUAGUUGUGGACCAUCAACCUAUUCGGGCCAAAGUAUCGAGAUAUCAUAUCCAACGACUUGGAAUUAAUGUCGAAGUCUUAUCUGACCUGAAUCAAUGUCUGUCUACCACGACUAUUAGUGGUUCAGCUAUCAAUAUGAUUUUUGUUGAGCAGAAACUUUGGGAUCAGGAAAUGAGCGCAUCAGAUCAUUUUAUCAAAAACUUGAGAAAUUCUUAUACGGUUCCUCCCAAACUAUUUCUCCUUACUAGCUCCAUUAGUUCUUCAAAAGCUAGCACUAUAAUUUCUGAUGUAUUCACCCCCACUGUCAUCUUAAAGCCCUUGAGGGCAGGCAUGCUCGCUGCCUCUCUACACCGAGUCAUGAGUGUGGGGAUCAAGGGUAAUCCUCGCAACGGAGAGCUUCCUGUUCUCUCACUCCGUAAUUUACUUCUUGGUCGAAAAAUUCUAGUAAUAGAUGACAAUAAGGUGAAUCGUAUUGUCGCUGCUGGUGCUCUACAGCGGUAUGGAGCUGAUGUGGUAUGUGAAAACAGUGGACGAGAUGCAAUCCGAUUGCUUACGCCACCCCAUCAUUUUGAUGCAUGUUUCAUGGAUAUUCAGAUGCCAGAAAUGGACGGCUUUGAAGCUACAAGAAGAAUUCGGGAAAUUGAACAUCGAAUCAAUGAUGGUAUCCAAGUUGGAGAACUAUCAAAAGAAGCAUAUGAGAAUACAUGUUAUUGGCGCGUACCCAUCUUAGCCAUGACUGCAGACGUAAUCCAAGCUACGCAUGAGGAAUGCCUUCGGUGUGGGAUGGAUGGGUAUGUUUCGAAACCGUUUGAAGUUGAGCGACUUUACCGAGAAGUUUCGCAAUUUUUCCACAGUACCUCAAAUGGAACUUUAUAGAGAGCAAUCAUAUAAAUCCAAGGUUGCCGAUGACAUUGGCCUGUUCAGGAAUGUACAGCAUGCUUAAAAGGGUGUAAAUUACCUCCGAGUAAUCGAAGGUGAUCGACUUCUUGGAUUGCUUCAUAUUAUGCCAGGCAAGCCUAGAUUUUGUGGAAGAGUGUAAAUAGUAGACAGACAUGAGUGGUCGGGUGGAGUUAUCGUCAUCAGAACAAACGAGAAAUGUCGCUAUAUUUUUUCGAAGUUUCCAGAUUGGUCACUGAGGAAAAAAAUUCAAGAUUCAUUUGGAAGUAGAAUUCAAUAGGGACUUUCUCAAAUGAAAGUAAUUGAAGACUGUGGUUUGCAAUCUUUUUGCCUUAUUUUAUGAUCAUCCUACAAGUUGCUCAUCAGAGGGGGACCAGAAAUGGCACUGUAGAUAUAAAUUUGGAUGGAAGAAAGGAAGGAAGAAGAAUGUUUGUGUGGCAACUGGAAGGAAAAAGUGUUUUGUAUAUUAAAAACAUGUUUGAUUUGUACUCACACAAGUUUAGUCCUCUCUUUUUCUUUUUGCUAAUUUUGUUGUAUACUUCUCUAUUCCAAAUGAAAAUAGGACAAAACUUUACACACUAUCAGAUUUGAAGGAAAAAAAAUGAUAAUGAUUUCCAUUCCUUCAGGUCUGUGUUCUGUAUAAAAUUUUCACCAUUCAUUCAGUUUUUUUUUUUUUUUUUUUUUUUUUUUUUUUUUUUGUGGAAAAGUAUUGUGUGAGCUUGAAGAGUGUCAAGUGGAUCUUCCAAGAAAAGACCUACAAUUUGGAAGCCUUUAAUCAUUGUUAUUAACAAAGGGAAUACCUUUUUUCUCAAA
This is a messenger RNA of Benincasa hispida (wax gourd), 5108 nucleotides long. RefSeq names its product histidine kinase 3 (gene HK3). The record is from RefSeq and is a predicted model, not a curated record. Gene Ontology annotation, cellular component: nucleus. Gene Ontology annotation, biological process: phosphorelay signal transduction system; phosphorylation. Lineage: Eukaryota; Viridiplantae; Streptophyta; Magnoliopsida; Cucurbitales; Cucurbitaceae. Gene Ontology annotation, molecular function: phosphorelay sensor kinase activity.